AUGGAAUACACCUCUUACAAGAGCCUUCGAACCAUGAUUCUCAAAGCCGUUGACCAGAAGCCGGAUAUCUCUAUCGAUGAACUCCGCAAAUUUCAAAGUUACGAGACACAAUUGGAAAACGUGAACCUGGAAAAUUCACAAGAACGUCCAGUCUCAUCCGAAGUCAACGAACUGAAGAAGUACCACAGUCAGCCAGAACACACCCAUUCACUCCCCCUUUCUUCAAACCCUUCCAAUACACGGAAGUGCUACAGAUGUAACGGCCCACGUGCACAUGAAUGCCUAAAGAACUCAAUCAAAGGAAGCUUUAGCAAGGGCAAGGCCAACAUCAACGUCGUCGAAUCCUACGCUCAGACGAUGGUUCCUCAGUACACUGAGAAUUUCGAAGAAGAAUUGGGGCAAGGUACAGAGACCCUUCAAAUUGCACAGCAAGGGAAGGAAGACGAAGCACAAAUCCUUCAAAUUGCACAGCAAGGGAAGGAAGACGAACCACAAAUCCUUCAAAUUGCACAGCAAGGGAAGGAAGACGAAGCACAAAUCCUUCAAAUUGCACAGCAAGGGAAGGAAGACGAACCACAGAUCCUUCAAAUUGCACAGCAAGGGAAGGAAGAUGAAACCCAGAUCCUUCAAAUUGCACAGCAAGGGAAGGAAGAUGAAACCCAGAUCCUUCAAAUUGCACAGCAAGGGAAGGAAAAUGAACCGCAAGUCCUUCAAAUUGCACAGCAAGGGAAGGAAGAUGAACCGCAAGUCCUUCAAAUUGCACAGCAAGGGAAGGAAGAAGAUACAAACAUCCUUCAAAUUGCAAAGCAAGGGAAGGAAGAAGAUACAAACAUCCUUCAAAUUGCAAAGCAAGGGAAGGAAGAAGAUACAAACAUCCUUCAAAUUGCAAAGCAAGGGAAGGAAGAAGAUACAAAGAUCCUUCAAAUUGCAAGGCAAGGGAAGGAAGAAGCUACAAAGAUCCUUCAAAUUGAAAAGCAAGGGAAGGAAGAUGAUACACAGAUCAAGUGUAUGUUCAAUUCAAGUAAAGGAAGAUGCUACACAGAUCCUUUACGUUUCAAUACAGAAGAAGGAAGAUGUUACACAGAUCCUUCUCAGUUCAAUUCAAUCAGGAGAAGAUGCUUCACAGAUCUCCUGGACGACAAAGUACAAUUGUCGCUUUCAAUUGGCCAUGAUCUACAGAUCAUGCAAUCCCAGAUUCCUCAAAGAAUCAAGGAGCUUCCCAAGAAUUCCCCUUUCAAGAACCCAGAUCCAUGUCCAUGUUCAGAAAACUCAGUCAAGGAUACAUCAGUUGGCCAUAACUCAGUCAAUGGAUUCCUGAAGAUCAUGAAAGAACAUUUCGAACCCAUUCAAGGAGCCAGUCCUCAUUUCUUUACAAAGGGAGAGACGGUCGCUAUACAACUUGUUACUGGAAAACAAGUCACUGGGAAACUCAUUCAAUUCAUGCUACAGUCCCACACUGUACAUUCAAUGGCGAAGAUUCAAGAUCAAGUGCACACUCGCCACCUCAUUCAAGUACGGAAACAUGUACACGAAGACUACGAAGAGAUGAUUGAUGGAUUGGACACACCCCCUCAAACUUCUCCACCUAGUUCUGAACACUCCAGACCGCUAUCCACAAGCUCGUCGAGUAGAACCCGAACGAAAUGCCAAGAAGCCAGUGGACUACGCACGUCAACUCUCCAGCCGCCGAUCCAAGCGCUGAUCCUUCUUUACAAAGGGAGAUGUCGAGUCCCGAGACGGAAACAAAGAUUACUGUAUUGGCAUUCCGUUUCAUUAGAAGAUUCUCGAACCUCGGAAGAGAAAUAG
This is a messenger RNA of Bursaphelenchus xylophilus (pine wood nematode), 1806 nucleotides long. The record is from the annotation of a GenBank genome assembly. Lineage: Eukaryota; Metazoa; Nematoda; Chromadorea; Rhabditida; Aphelenchoididae.